UCCGUUUCGUCCCCCUCACCAACCCAACCCGCCGCCGCCGCCGCCGACCGGGAGGGCCAAACCGGCCGCCGCACCCCGUGCGGGGUCGUAUCACCACGGAGGCCGCAGCGACCCGCUUACGCAUCGCGAAGUCUCCCGUUCCAUUGCCCUUGCACGCUUCGCCGGACGCUAGGGUUUUAGCGCCCCUGCUUUCGCUCGCUCAGGCGGUCCGGUGUCGAGAGAUAUACGGCCCUCUUCGAUGGGACGCCCGGAGCCGGUCGUGCUGUUCGCGCAGACGAUUCUCCACUCUCAGCUUGACGAGUACGUCGACGAGGUGCUAUUUUCUGAACCUGUUGUGAUUACUGCCUGUGAGUUUCUUGAGCAAAAUGCGUCUCCUUCUACACCAAACAUAUCUCUUGUUGGUGCAACAUCCCCACCAUCAUUUGCUUUGGAAGUCUUCGUUCACUGCGAUGGGGAGUCUCGAUUUAGGCGCCUUUGCCUGCCUUUCUUGUAUUCACACUCCUCCUCCAAUGUGCUUGAAGUUGAGGCUAUUGUAACAAAUCAUCUAGUGCUGCGGGGAACUUAUCGCAGUCUCACUCUUGUAAUUUAUGGGAAUACUGCCGAAGACCUUGGUCAAUUCAACAUAGAACUAGGCCUGGAUCAUUCUCUUGCCAAUGUGGUUAGCUCUCCGUCAGAGGGAAAAUUUGAGGACCUUCCACCGGCACUACGUUCAUCCAAAUUCAAAUUUGAAGAGUCAUUAUCUUCAAUCAAACCAUUGAGUUUUCAGUCCACAGAUUUGGAAUUGUCACUUGAAGUGAAGAAAAUACUAUAUUUAGCUCUCAAAAUGCACCAAAUACUCAAUGUGGAGAAUCUGAUCCCCGACCUAGGAAGUGUAGUUAUCUCAGCUGUUUCAAAAUAUGUAACUAGUUCUAACUGCAUGCCACAUAGUUGGAAUCAAGACUUGGCAGAUGGCUCCAGCAAGAGUAAUCUUGAUCCUCAGGAAAGUAAUAUUGUUCACACUGAAGCUAGCAAUGAGCUGUUUGAAAUUUGGAAAAACGUCCAUUCUAUCGCUGCUACUCUUUUAGGUGAUGAUGGCUUUGCCGUCGGAUUGGAGGAGUUGCCUACGACCAAGACAAUAUUUGAGUUGUUUAACAAUAGUUUCCCAUAUUAUAGAAACUGUUCAUUACUUGAUCUACAAUGCCCUUCUCAGAAUAACUGGUUGGUGAUGUCCUUGAGUUUGGUUCUCCUAAUAUGCUCCUCAAAAGAGAGUUGCUUUUAUUUUGUUGAUGCUGGUGGGAUGGAGCAAAUCAUUAAUCUGCUUUGUUGGAAGACACCCAAAUCUACAGCUACUACAUUGCUUCUCUUAGGUAUUGUUGAGAAUGCUACUCGGCAUGGUGUUGGAUGUGAAGCGUUCUUGGGAUGGUGGCCACGGAGUGAUCGGAACAGUAUACCCACCGGCAGCAGUGAUGGCUACUGUUCUUUGUUGAAGCUUCUACUGGAAAAAGAAAGACAUGAUAUCGCCUCUCGUGCUACAUAUGUUCUUCAACGUUUACGUUUUUAUGAGAUACUAUCUAGAUACGAGUCUGCCGUGAUCAAGGUGGUUUCCAAUCUGCCUUCUGAUGAACUUUCCUCGGACAGAGUUUCUUUUCUUAUUUUUGCAAGUAACGAGCUUGCUGAAAUGUCGAAAUUAAUAAAGAUAUGUGGCCCUAUUGAAGAUCCUUCGCCAGAGGCUAUUGCUAGGAGAAUAUCCAAGUCUAGUCAUUUGGAAGAUUCACUUUCAUUCAAAGCAACAAUUGGUCUUAUAACUUCUUCCAAGUACAGUUUCUUGCAAUUUGACACCGAUUCAUGUUUGUUAUCUCUUAUCCAGGAAAGAGGUUUUUUCCCUCUGUCAGCAGCCUUGUUAUCAUCACCUGUAAUGCAUUUGGCAAGUGGGCCUGCUGCUGAAAUAUUGAUGGAGAUCACAUCAUCAAUUGAAUCCAUUCUCCUCUCCCUUCUUUUUUGUCGCUCAGGGUUAUCUUUUUUGCUCAGUCAACCUGAAGCAACUGAGCUUAUAGUUCUUUCUCUUCAAGAUGGUAAAGAUAUGAAUAAAACAGAAUGCAUAACUCUUAGGCAUGCCUUUGUUCUUCUGUCAAAAGGAUUCUUCUGCCGCCCCCAGGAAGUUGGAAUGAUCACAGAGCUACAUCUUAAAGUGGGAAGUGCUGCCAAUAGGCUACUUGCAGUUCCUCCAAAUUCUGAUGAGCUUUUAUGGGUUCUUUGGGAACUUUGUGCCAUUUCGAGGUCUGAUUCUGGUCGCCAAGCAUUAUUAGCUCUUGGCUACUUCCCUGAGGCAAUAUCUGUUCUGUUGAGUUCCAUCUCUUCGUACAAGGAUCUCGAUUCAACCAUGAUUAAAAAUGGAGGUUCUCCAUUGGGUCUUGCGAUCUUCCAUUCAGCAGCGGAAAUUCUUGAAGUCUUGGUUGCAGAUUCAACUGCUUCAUCACUCAAGUCAUGGAUUGGCUUUGCUGUUGAUCUGCACAAGGCGUUGCAUUCAUCUUCUCCAGGUUCAAACAGGAAAGAUGCUCCAACAAGGCUGCUUGAAUGGAUUGAUGCUGGUGUUAUAUAUCAGAGAAAUGGUGCUGUUGGGCUUCUUCGUUAUUCUGCUAUUCUAGCUUCUGGUGAAGAUGCCCAUUUUUCUUCUGGAAAUGUGCUCGUGUCAGAUUCAAUGGAUGUUGAGAAUGUAGUCGCAGAUUCAAAUAAUACUUCAGAUGGUCAAGUCAUUGAUAAUCUUCUUGGGAAGCUUGUUACAAACAAGUACUUUGAUGGAGUUGCUUUGUGCAGCACUUCUGUGGUUCAAUUGACAACUGCCUUCCGCAUUUUAGCAUUUAUUUCAGAAGAUAAGGCUGUUGCUUCUUCCCUGUUUGAAGAAGGUGCGAUUACUGUUAUAUACAUAGUCCUGAUGAACUGCAAGUCUAUGCUUGAACGCUUGUCGAAUAGCUACGAUUACCUUGUUGAUGAAGGGGCUGAACUAAGUUCCACCACGGAAUUGCUUUUAGACCGAACUCAUGAACAAGCCCUUGUUGAUCUCAUGACUCCCUCUCUCGUGUUGCUGAUAAACCUCCUUCAGAUAUUACAUGGAACAAAGGAACAAUACCGCAACAAAAAACUUCUUACUGCUCUUCUGCGGCUACACAAAGAAGUCAGCCCAAGACUAGCAGCUUGUGCGGCCGAUCUGUCUUUCAUGUUUCCUAGUUUUGCUGUAAGCUUUGGUGUGGUUUGCCAGCUUAUCACCUCAGCACUUGCUUGCUGGCCUUUGUAUAAUUGGACACCUGGCCUAUUUCAUUGCCUUCUUGAAAAUGUUGAGCCUACUAAUGCAUCAGUACCAUUAGGUCCAAAAGAUGCCUGCAGCCUUCUUUGUCUCUUGGGUGAUCUUUUCCCAGAUGAAGGCAUAUGGAUGUGGAAUGUCGAAGUUCCUUCUCUGAGUGCUAUUAGAUCUCUGAGUACUGCAACAGUUCUAGGGCCUCAAGUUGAGAAACAAGUGAACUGGCACCUGCGCCCUGAACACGUGUCUGUAUUACUUGUAAGGUUGAUGCCACAGCUUGAUAGACUUGCACGUGUCAUUGACAACUUUGCUACUUCGGCCUUGAUGGUGAUACAAGACAUGCUCCGGAUCUUCAUUGUUCGUGUUGCCUCUGAAAAGGUUGAGUGUGCGGUGGUUCUUCUGCGACCAAUUUUUAUUUGGUUGAAUGACAAGGUUGAUGGAACUUCCCUGUCAGAGGGAGAGGUCUUUAAGGUGCAUCAGUUACUUAAGUUCAUUACAAAAUUGUCAGAACAUCCAAAUGGCAAGGUAUUGCUAUGGAAAAUGGGAAUUGCACGGGUUCUUAAUAAGUUACUAAAGAACUGUAGCAACACAUCUUAUUUGGAAGAUAAGAUGAUCUCUGAAAGAGGAACCCACAGAAGUGACCAACUUAUGCUCAAAUGGAGGAUUCCCUUAUUCAGAUGUCUCGCAUCUAUCUUUAGUGCCCAGCCAUCUGGCAAAGAGCAGACUGCUAUUGAACAGUCCUCAGAGAAUGCUAGCGUUGAGGAGUGCUCUUCUAUCAUGCAUCACCUCUUGCUCUUAUGCCAGGUUUUACCAGUUGGACGGGAAAUGUUAGCUUGUUCCAUGGCAUUCAAGGAAGUGGCUUCUUCCUAUAUCUGUAGAACUGCAGUGCCUUUGAUAUUUUCACAACUCCAAAUUCUUAACCAAGAUGAUGAGGAGAAAACUGAGAGUGACACUUAUCAUGACCCACUCAAUAUGGAUAACUGGCGUUGCUUUACCCCUUUAUUGAAGUGCUUCAAGCAACUCCUGAAAUAUGUUGACGCUAAUAAUCCAACAGAUUAUUGUGUAGAAACAGUUUAUUCUUUUAUACUUGGUGCUAUUGCCCUUAGCCAGUACGGUGACAGUCUCGAGGGUCUCAUCAUAUUGAGGUGUCUAUUUGGGCACCCCUUUGAACAUAGUCUUACAUUGAAAUCCUCUGGCGAUAGUUUGGAUGAGAGUACCGUUUUAGUGAAGACUUUUGAGGAGAAAAUAUCCCAGGGCCACGAUCAUUUGUCAAGUUCUGUUGGAAAGAGUCUUCUAAAUCAGCAGGUCCAGAGUUCCAUCACAUUACUGUGCUCUAUUCUUGAGAAUGCUGGCCUAUUAGAAGAUUCAGUGCAGAUGGUUCUUGAAGGCACUUACUUGCCAUUUGGAGUGGUUCGUUCUGUUGUCAUGACGUCUCGUCUAAUGCCAUCCCUAGCCAGUGCGUCUGUGAAUCAUGAAUCUGUUCUCUUCUUUUCAAAUGCUUGGAAGGUUAUUGCUGAUUCAGAAGAACCGGUUGAGGGUGAAUUUUCGAAGAGGUUAGUGUGGGAGUUGCCCGAUUCUUCUCUUGAUAGACAGCUAAUUGCUGGUCAAUCUGCUAGCAGAAAACUGGCAUUAGGAGAGGCUGCAAGUAGACGUAUAAAAGACAAUCAAACACCUGAACCUACUGGACAGUUUGCUCGAAGUUUAAAUACAACCAGCGCCUCUACAGGUCAUGCACGCAGAGACACUUUCCGUCAUCGGAAACCAAACACAAGCAGACCACCUUCAAUGCAUGUAGAUGAUUAUGUUGCAAGAGAGAGGAACAUAGAUGGUGCAAGCAGUGCAUCAAAUAUUGUAAAUUCUACUCCGCGAGGAACACUUAGUGGAAGACCUCCAUCUAUUCAUGUAGAUGAAUUUAUGGCAAGGCAGAGGGAGCGUCAAAAUCCUGUGCCAGUCCCAUCUGGGGAUGCACCCCAAGUAAAGAGUCAGACAAGUUUGGAUGACAAUGUCAGUGCUAAGGCGGAGAAACCACGGCAACCCAAGGCGGAUCUUGAUGACGAUCAAGAAAUUGAUAUAGUCUUUGAUGAGGAGUCGGAGCCAGACGAUAAACUACCUUUUCCUCAACCAGAUGAUAAUCUACCACCACCUGUCAUUAUUGGGGAAAAUUCUCCAGGUCCAGUUGUUGAGGAGACAGAGAAUCAGCAGAAUGAAAAAAGUCCCUUUUCUCAAAGGGAAAUAUCUAUCUCAAAGAACAAUGAGAGUCUUGGUGCUGACAUAUCUUCUCGGACAGCUAUGCCUCCAGAAGCUAAUGUUCCUCUGGAGCGAAAAGGUUCAGUUUCUAGCCCAGCCCCAGAAAAGAGAGCGUUCAGUGAUCAUGCUGAUGAACCUGCAUACUUUUCCUCUCAUAACAAGCGUCCUGCAGAAGCACCUCUGCAACAAUUGCGUCCUAAUACUUAUCAGAAGAGAAGUGCACAUAAGUUAUCUGAGAGUUCUCUGUCAUCUGGAUCUCAUGGACAUGAUCAUAGGUUUUCCAGAAACCAACCACCUCUGCCACCAAUGCCACUACCAACUAAUUCCAUGCCUACACGAAGUCCUGAGUCAAGUCAAAGGAGGUCAACAUCUUACAACACUAGGGACAGCGCUAGGGAUGGACCACCAGCUUACCCAUCUAAUUAUCCUUUACAACCUUUUGAGGCUAGUAUGCCUACCGCUUUUGUAGGGCUUCAGGCUCAAACUGAACAUGCCCUAGUAAGCAACGGUACUUCAUCAUCAAAUGCUCCUAAUGCAGACGUCAAUUUCUUGUGGAACAAUUUUCCAGUAAAUAGGGCCCCUAUGGAGCACUUCAGCUCUGGUUCAUCUGCCCGACCAAUGGCACCCCUUGCUCAACCUUAUUCAACCCCACAUUCUGCAAUGAGCUCUGGCUCUCCUGCAUCUCAUCUGUAUAACCAAGGCACUAGCGUUGUCCAGCCUAACCCAUCUUCAUCUCUAAUGAACGAUGCAAACUUAGGCAUAAAUUCUACAUCUGGCAGCGCAAUUCUGUCCAGUUUCUUGCCAACAUUUGCCACACAACUUCUAAUGGGUAGGCCUCCAAUGUCUAGUCCAUUUUUCGGAACAUCUCUUCAACAAGUUCAACUCUCAUCCGGCCUUGCACAGACUGGGUCCAAUCCCCAGCCUUCUGUUUCUUCAGUGCAAGCACGGCCACCUCCGCCGCCACCACUACCUCAGCAGCCUCAUCCAUCCCAGACCCAGCAGCAUCUUGCUUCUCUUCAAUGGCAGCAGCACCAGGAGCAGCCUCAGUCAUAUGCACAAAAUAGUAUCCAGUCGCAGAUGACUUUGCAGUUUCAGAACCAACUUCCUGUUCCUCAAAUGCAAUUUUACCCGAGUCAGCAGGAGUUUGCUGCGCAAACACUGAGACAAGCGGGUGAACAAUCACAAGUUGCUAACCAGACUGCACAAGCGGAUGGUUCGUCUCAACAGCAGAGAGAACCGGAGAUUGAUCUGAACCAAUUCUUCUCAUCUCCAGAAGCAAUCCAGAGCCUGCUAAGCGAUCGUGCGAAGCUUUGCCAACUUCUGGAGGCAAACCCUAAACUGAUGCAGAUGCUUCAGGAGCGCAUCGGCGGCAGCAAAUAGGAGGGUGGUGUCUGACUUUGGGUUUGUCGUGGCCAUGCUGCUAGACUCUCUGCCUUCGGCGAUGUUCUGGUGCGACGGCGGCUUUGCUAGCGGAAUAGUGAAAAGAGAAGCGCAUGCCUAUGCCUGUGUGCAUCAUAAAGUAUGCGUCGUUGUAUGUAACAUGUCAAUGCUGUGACGCUAUUAGUUUAAAAUUUUGUAAUAAGUUUUGUCUGUGGCUACAUUAAUUCUUGUUGGCCCUAAUCAAGCUGCUGCUCUGGUUGCUAA
This is a messenger RNA of Hordeum vulgare subsp. vulgare (domesticated barley), 7165 nucleotides long. Its product is annotated as protein virilizer homolog. Lineage: Eukaryota; Viridiplantae; Streptophyta; Magnoliopsida; Poales; Poaceae. The record is from RefSeq and is a predicted model, not a curated record. Bases 239 to 6901 code for a protein of 2220 amino acids. Gene Ontology annotation, cellular component: RNA N6-methyladenosine methyltransferase complex. Gene Ontology annotation, molecular function: RNA binding. The transcript is spliced from 28 exons.